Molecule: messenger RNA, 4719 nt
Organism: Paramuricea clavata
Lineage: Eukaryota; Metazoa; Cnidaria; Anthozoa; Malacalcyonacea; Plexauridae
Source: the annotation of a GenBank genome assembly
AUCGUGCUCACACGCAAGAGUCAAGAGUUCACCAAGGCGUUCCUGGUUCAUUACUGAACGCAUAACAGUUUUCACUGAUUUCAGCUUUGAAAAGCUGCGUUGAUCGGCGGAUGCGGAUGUUACAGGAACUGUCAGGCGCGUAACUAUAGGAUUUUUGAUUGAUCGAGACACUUCUGGGGGGGAUCUGGGGCAUGCUCCCCCAGAAAAAUUUUGAUUUUCUAAAACUUAGAAACGCUAUUUUCUGCAUUCUGGGAGCAGUUCAAACGAAAUAUCAAUUUCAUAAACAGUGACACAAUGACUAUAAUUUAUACUGUAGUUUGCCCCCAAUCCUGAGGCUAAGAAUUACAAAUAUUUUUGGUCGAACAUCAUUGAUCAGGUGCAUAAUAAAAAAGUGCUUGUGCUCAAUUGUUGUAAUAUUUGGGCGCUGGCCCGCACUUUUGUUAUUGGGGUACUUGUGCACCCACACAGCCUCCCAUUUCUUACAUUACUGUAGGGCAAGAAUAAUUAGAGAACUACUGUCUGUCAUUGAACUUGAACUCGAUUGACUCAUAUACCUACAGUAGUUAUGGGCCUGACUGUAAGCAACAAUUGGAAACAUCGCCUAGUCAGUGGAAACAAUUUUUCGCUCCGUGAUUUCAGAUAAACCAGUGCGUUGUUCACUGAUCGAAUUUCUUGAUUGCAGUAGGCACAUAAAACUCUUUGGUAACAAAAUGCAUAUGCAUAUCGUGUUACAUGUGAACAUAUACUUCCUAAUAUAACUCAGCUAGAAAUUCGUUUUUGCACUUUGCAUCUUAAAAAUAUAGUUUAGGGACCGGAGAAAUAUUGUAACUAAUGUUAGCUAUUUUGAUCGAGAUUCAUCGCAUUUUGGAGUCUGAUUUUGGGGGUUUGAAAUUUUCGCUAAUAUAGAUCAAUAUCACCCAUGAAUGACCUUGCGAACCUAAAUUUCAAAUAAAAGUGCCAACACAUAAUCGUGACAUAUAGAUAUCUCCAUGUUUGGAAAGUAAAUGGAAAGUUCAUCCCUGGCGCGUGUUUUGACUGAUAAUUCGUUCAUAAACUCGCGAAAUAAGUACGUAAUAUUUCUUCAUAUUAUUUCUGUUUGAGCAAAUUUUCACAACUCAAUACUCAAUAGUCUGAGUCUAUCUCGAGUUUCGAAAAUGUUUAAUUUGCUUCGCAAAGCACUACAUGUAAACAAACGCAUAAUUUUGAGACCGACUGCUCGACAGACUACACGUAGUUUGAGACCGACUGGAUCAUUUCUCUGGGGGGGGGGUGAACCACCCCCCCCACACACCCCACAUUUACGCCCCUGGGAUAUUUACAUCAACACUAGAUUUUGCUCGUGCCUACAGUGCUAGUUGGAUUAAAACAGAUGUUAAGAAGUAAGUGAAAAUGUGAAUUUUGUGAAUUAUAUUUUCAUUAAAAUGUUUCAGAAGGACUGUUAAUGCCAAACUACAAGUGUGACAGAGCUGUCAGUAUACCCAUAUUUCAAUGUUUAUGUUGAAAUGACCUAUCUUCUUUGAAGUAUAGCUUAAAAAUUAGGGUAUGCUCAUCACUUGAAACUAGCUUUAAAUCAAAGUUUUAUCUAUAGUCUUUUUAUUAGAAUUAAAAUUAUUCAUGGGAAAAAUGUGCGAAAGGGUUGAAAUUGCCCUUGUAAAUGUGCACUAUUUUUGACAUGUUUGGGUUAGUAUUUUGAAAAGGUGUUCUGGAAGGAAAAUAUGUCUUGAACAAUACUGGUUGACCCUUAAAUUAUAACUAGUGUCAUGUAAAUCACAGAAAAUUGAAAAAAAUCCGGUCCAUACACAAUAUUUUGGUUUCUAUGAGGUCCCGAAUGGGGCUUAUUUCAUUGUUGAAUACGUUUACCUGGAAAAACUUAGAAAGUUGAAUAAGUCAAGAAUUUGACUAUGCUCAUCAUCCAAAACCAGGUUUUUCUAAUUGCUUUUUUACCUGGGUUUGUGGCAAUACCAGUUAUACGACCAUGAAAAAUGCGCGCGGCACUUUUUUUGGACACUGAAUAUGGUGACAUUUGAUGUUGUCAUAUAUUGCCAUCCUCUUAUCAUAGCAUAACUGAACUUAUUUUAAUGAGUUUGUUAAAGAAUUGUGCUCACUAUAUGCCUGUAGUAUCUAAGAUGUUUUUCAUAGCAUUAGAUGAUAAAUUUAAGUUCUGUUUUCUUUUAUUUUUAGGUGAUAAUAUCUGUUUACAUGUAUGUUGGUAUCAAAUUUUGCACAAGAUUAAAUUAUUAUUUCACAUUCUUUAUUGAAAUAUCCAAAUAAAUGGAUUAUGACAUCAAACUGGAGGGCUAAAUCCUGUUUCCAAACUUGUUUUUGUAAAAAUAGAAAAUAACAACUUAUUAUAUGUUGUUCUAAUAAAAGCUAUUGUUUUUUAUAUGCAUAUGAAAUUACAUUUUAUUCUUUGUUAAAAUGUGUACCAGGAAUACUGAAAUUUUUCAGAUCAGCUAACAAUACCUUUGUAACUUAUAUAGCCAAGUGUUCUAUCUAUUUCUGUUCAGAUUAAACAAAUGAUGGGUAAAAUAAUAGAUUACAUUUUUGCAAAAAAAUGGGCUUGUCUGUUUUCAAAGCAUAAAAAGCAAUAAAAUAAAGCAAAAGUACUUAUUUUCAAUUUAAAACCUUUGGAAUGCAUAGCUUAAUGUUUUCCACUAAAUAUUGCAAAGUUUGCGUUCAUUAAAAUGUUGUUUUAUCAGCUUAAAACCAGAUAAAUUCACGAAACACUCCUCAUAUAUGUCGCCAUAUUGAUUUUCUUCGCGCAUGGGCAGACAAAUUGCCCACCUGUUUGUAUAUGUCAUUUUCGAUUAUUAUCAUGCAAGUAAACUUUUGGCAUGCAUAGGUAUGGUACACAUACUUCUGAUAUUAUUUUAUUCUUAUCAGUACCAUGAAUAAAGCUGUUUUAUAAAAUUGGCGCAAGGGGCCUGGGAACGACAUUGUUACCUUGGUAACAAAAUUAGAAGUGCUUUUCCAUGCGUCUCAUCAUGUACAAUCAGUACGCAAAAUUUCUUUUGAUUUGGGCCCAUAAUAACUGAGCUAUGCUUCAGUGUAGUAUUCAAUAAACAUACUUACCCAGCUAAUGACGUCACACUUUGUGCUGAAUCAGCAAUUUAUAUUUUGCCCAUUUUUGCGUAUAACUUCGGAACUAGAUGAGAUAGAAUAGAGCAUUAAACGGCCAAUCGGCUUAUUUUUUGAUGCUCUUUCAGAUGAAACAAUAAUUUUUUUUGUUGCUCAUACCCUUUAAGCUUCAUUAUCUAUUGUUUGAAUUGCAUUCGAAGCGACCGAAAUUCGACGUAUAAAUUAACGGGCUAGCCUGCGUGCAGGCCCAAGGGAACUGAUAGUGGGCCUGCAACCAUCACCCCAUGUUUUCGAUUUUCGCCGGCCGAACCGCCGGCUAAAUUCCCAUUGGCUAGCUGAGGCGAUCGGUAAUUAAUUAACCUAGCGUGCAGGCCCAAGGGAACAGUGAUUCAUCACAAAGGCAUAGACAAAGGCUCUCGAUAAGCUUAAAAUUUGAAAAUUGAUCACUUUUUUCGAUUACAAAUGGAACAAGAACAGACUGUUUAUUGUUUACUUGAAGGAAGACAUGUUUUUGCCGUUAUGCCAAUGGGGAUUGCUUGUCGUGAGGUGUUGGAAUAGCAAAUUACGACUGGGGUAAACUAUAGUAACCUUUACUUGAGUUUCAUUAAUUUCAAACAGACUUCAGUUGAUACGUUAUGUGUUCUCACUUCCUCAAGAAAAUUAUCUUUUGGUUGAUGUUGAGAUGCAGUUGCAUGUAAGGACUGUAAGCCUAUUCGAAACACUUUGCGAUUUACAAGGCUUCGCUGAGAGAGCGAAACAGAAGGCGGUAUUAAAUUGCCGUUUGAAACGAAACGAUCUGGACUCGGAACGCUCUCUUCUUUUGUAGAGUUCUUUACCAAAUGAAAUAAAUGAAAUAAAUUUCGUACUUUCCGCCGCCAACAAGAAUUGCACACACGAUCUGAUAAGUGAGACAAUUUAUUUAUAACAAUGCCAAUGGCGACAGCGAAGCACACAUAAUAUAAAUCCUAAUGUGGUCGCACGACUUCCCUCAUGAUUUGAAGUUUGAGACUGGUUUUCUGUUGAAAUUCGUCCUAAUUUGCCUGUUCCGAUUUUAGUUGAAAAUGAGCACUUGCAAAUUUGGCAAUUACUGACUGCGUUGCUUGCUUUUUUGGAGUUAAAACGCAGCCAUUUACACAUUGUUUAUUAGUGUUCUGAAUAAGCAGAGAAAACCCCGCAACAUUUUAAUGCGAGUUUGUUUGUUAAUAUUUGGGUGCUGUCAUUGGUUCUUUUUUGACAAUUGACGCGCGAAUGGGGCGUGUUAUGAAAAGGGGCGUAUUUCAAAAUACCGGGCGAUGGUUGCAGGCCCACUAUCAGUUCCCUUGGGCCUGCACGCAGGCUAUUAACAGGCUUAAUAUGGAGUUUGGCAAAUUAAAACGGCAACGGCAACGUGGUCAUCAACAAUAGCAUUGAUUCUUAAAGACAAAGGCGAAUGUAAAUUACAUGGUCUUAAACGUUGUGGAAUUAAUCAGCUGUUGAACUUAACUAGUACGUGUUUGCAUCAUUUUCACGGUGCAUGACUACGGCAACAGUUAAUUCGUUCGAUGUUAUUUGAGGUGUUUUAUUUGAAUUCGAGGACUAUUUUUACUUAUUAUAAGGGUUGUUUGAGAGAAGAAAUACUUAAACAGGCAAACUAAGUGUAUA